UGGAAAAUUGAUGGUUUUCAGUAUUUAUGGCUUGCAUUUUAUUCGCCUUUUUUAACCAACAAUUAUAUUUUAAAGUAGUCAAAAAGUUGCGCAAGACUUAAAGUACAUUUUGAUAUAUAUUUAUAGUGUUUUAUGUAUUAUAAACGGCCUGAAUCAAGACUGUAAAUGAGGCCAAAUUGCUGGACUAAUUUUGGAUAAAGCGAUGAGAAUGAAAACAAAAAUGGCGGACGAGGACACACAAGCCCCAAUUGUGAAUGAAAUUUACAAAGAUAUUCCAACGUUAAAUUCUGCUAGUGAAGCAGAAGGAGCGAUUAAACUUUGACCACUAAGCACAUUUUAUAUUUUUGUAAUACACUGACAUAAAAUGCCAGACUAAAACUGGAUAUUUUUUUAAAGAGAAGUCAAUCGUUUUUAUUUGGAUGUCAAAACCGUAAAUGGAUAAAAGGGCUAGUUCUUCAAUGACAAGUGUGAAAAGUUUUGUGACUGUCAUUGAAGUCGAAGGAUAUUUCACUACAAACUGUUAUUUAUUGAAUGGUAUAGACAUUAAAUUUUAUUGGAUCGAUGGAUCCAUAUAGAUUGAGUAACUGGCGCAGGAACAAUGAGAGGGUGGAACGGCCCCAGUCAUUGUUACCACCUCAAACAACCCCAGUUUGGACGGCAGUAUUUGAUUAUGCUGCCACGAAAGAGGAUGAAUUGACGAUAAAACAGGGUGAGGAGGUGCGGAUUCUAUCCACAGAUGAGUCCAUAUCAGGCAAUGAUGGAUGGUGGACGGGUAGCGUGGGGUCAAAAGUCGGCAUUUUCCCCAGUAACUUUGUCACAAAGGACGUUAAUGUUCUUCCUCCUAGUAGCGAUUCCAAACGACCAUUUGAAAUUGAUUUUCAGGAAUUAAUCUUAAAUGAAGUGAUUGGUGUGGGUGGCUUCGGGAAGGUUUAUCGGGGAAUGUGGAGGAAAAAGACUGUGGCCAUUAAAGUCGCCCGACAAGAUUCUGAUCCCGAGAAGCCAGGCAGUGCUUUGGAGAACAUUCGUCAAGAAGCAAAAUUAUUUUGGCUUCUAGAUCACCCCAAUAUAUCAAAUUUAGUGGGUGUUUGUCUCAAGGAGCCAGACUUAUGUCUAGUGAUGGAAUACGCUGCAGGUGGAUCACUGAAUAGAAUUUUAGGGGCACAGCGAAUACCUCCGGAUAUUUUGGUAGAUUGGGCAAUACAGAUAGCAAGGGGAAUGCAUUAUCUACAUGAAGAGGCACCAUUGCCAUUGGUUCAUCGAGAUUUAAAAUCUAGUAAUAUUUUAUUGAAGGAAUCGAUAGAAAAUAGUGAUUUGUCAAGGAAGACUUUGAAGAUCACAGAUUUUGGUCUGGCUCGAGAAGUACAGAAAACAACGAGAAUGAGUCAAGCUGGGACAUACGCAUGGAUGGCACCAGAAGUUAUCAAGUUCUCUAAAUAUUCAAAAACUAGUGAUAUAUGGAGUUAUGGUGUUGUAUUAUGGGAAUUAUUAACAGGAGAAACUCCAUAUAAGGGUAUAGAUACGUUAGGGGUCGCCUAUGGUGUUGCUGUCAAUAAGUUAAAAUUACCUGUACCAUCAACGUGUCCAGCUCCUUUUUCUCAACUUAUGUCAGACUGCUGGUCCCAGGAACCACAUGAAAGACCAACAUUUAGCGAGAUAUUAGAGACACUGAAAGAAAUUGCUAACUCAUCAUUCAUGGCGUAUCCACAAGAAUCUUUCCACACACUACAAGAGGACUGGAAACUGGAGAUAGAGGCUAUGUUUGAAGAACUACGAAGCUGUGAAAAGGAGUUGAGAUGUCGAGAAGAAGAAAUAACAAAAGCUGAAUUACAACAGAAAAUCCAUGAAGCAUCGCUACGGAAACGUGAACAAGAUUUAACUGAACGAGAAUUAGAGGUUUUAGGAAGGGAAUUAAGCAUUUUGAUUUUACAGCAAUUGGUGCAGAAACCAACACCGAAAAAACGCAAUAAAAAAAGUAAAUUGAAGAGUUUGAGGUCACUUGGUGGAACUAUGAUAAGUGAACCUUCAGGUUUUACGCACAAUAUAACAGUUACUAGUGAUAAAAUAACGAGUCCUGAAAGACAGAGUCCUGAUAGUCCACCAGUCACUUCUACUUAUCAACAACUUAGGCUCAGAGCUAUAGCUUAUCCGUCAUCAGGAAAACAGAAAAAGGGAAAAACAUGGGGACCAAGUUCUGUUCAAACAGAUCGACAUCAACGUUCCUCUAUCAUAAUGGCUGACGGCAGAUGGUCGAAGAGUGCACCAAACUUAGAAAAAACACUACGUAAUAUGGGGGGACAUUCCAACACUUUGUAUUCUGAAGAAUCGGCAUGGCCGGAGUUUAUUGAUGACCAAAAGAACAUUCCAAGCACAUUGGUUAACGGAAAUCACGAUGCCAAACGGCCAUCUUCCCAAAAGAAACACAUGAGUGUGUGGUGUAAGAUGGGAAUGAUGUUAGCGUCCGUUGGUAGUGGCUUUGAUAUACGUGUUGCAAACUCUACAGCAAUUCAUCCCCAGUUACACGGAACAGAUGACAGCAUGAAGAAACGUGAUUCUUUUAUUGGACAACGUCGCGAUGCUUAUUUAGGUGCUGUUCGUGAUAACCUGAUCGAAGGGGAAGGGGAAUUUAGAACAUCUAAUUAUACCAACCCUUCCGCGUUUCGACAUACAUAUCAUGGUACCAACAGUCGUUCUCGAGCCAAGUUAUCUAUGGAUGAUGAUUCGCCACCGGGUGCACAGGAUCUAUCCAAUGAGAUCCCAGAUUACACUUUUCAACCUUUUAUUCUAGAGCGCAUUAAAAAUACCCGAAUAUGUGAUACAAACGGCGGAAGUAUGAUCUCACCUGUUCCCUCUUCGGAUAUGAUCACGUUUCAUCGUCAGCACUCAGGGAGUAACGACGACCAGACGCGUGAUACAUUGAGAUCUUCCAAUAGAAAAAGACACUCCGUGACAUUUGAUGAUAAUUUUAAUCCAGACAUGAAUAACUUGACGCCUGCCACCUCAACCCCUAUCGGUACUUACAAUCCAAAACCUACUCCAUCCUGUGACGCUUCACCUUCGUCUUCCACGAACCCUAAAACAUCUUAUAAUGAUGUUUAUCCUACAAAUAAUAGCCCCCUAUCCAUCCUGCCUAGACGCAAUCCGGUUGGAGAGUCACCACUUCAAAGACCGACAACUUUAGCCAUAGGCACGACAUCCAGAACCAAAGUUAAGUUCGACACGAGUAACCAAGGAGAUACGAGGGACUCUCCUAGAAACUAUUUCACGCCAUCGGAAAUGGAAAAUGCGACUUUCUUUUCCGCACGGUCACGUCUCAGCCCGGGCAACACUCCACCACACGUCUCUCAUGCCAAAACGUUACUUGACAUAGACGUGGAAGGGCAGAGUAGAGACAGCACGCAGCCCUUGGUGUUACAUACUCCUAAAAAUCGCUUCCGUGUACACGAACUGGAGCAGGAGUUUUUGUUCUGAUGUUUAAUCAGUGUUAGGUUCAUUAACUAAGAUACGUGUUUUUUUUUUAUAUCAUUGAAGAAAUAUACUAAAUUAUAGGUAACUCUACAAGUUCAACGUAUGUUUUUACAUACAAAUGUUCGUUAACCAAAGUGCAUUAUAUUAUAUCAAUAUUAUUAUUGUCAUUACAAACAAAUAGUGUAUCAGAGACGUAAGGGAGACAAUUCACAAUUAAAUGGCCAUUUUUCAGUUUCAAAUAUUUAAGGAUACGGCAACAACUUCAGAUACGGCAUCAGGUUAUGAAGAUAGUUCAUCUUUUCUGACAACUGUCAACAGAUAUUGUGCUUUUGUGAAAAUGUUUCCUGCUAAGAUUUUUUUGGACAGUGAUGAAGUAACGUUCUCGUAAUCAGGACCUUGUUGUACAAAACAUGUGUUACCCAUAUAUACAUAUAAAUAAGUUGUUUCAAUAUUUAUAUGACGUGGUGUAACACGUUUUUUGUCUUUAAAUAAAGCAUCUGUCUUAAGGUGGGAUAAUUUCCUCCAUUAAUCAAUUCAACCAUCCCUCUACAGUUGGUAUAUUAAUUGUACGGGCUUUAUUCAUGAAUAUUUUAAGAAUUCAACAUUUUCAUUGGCUGGAAAUUAAAAUCCUAGUAAAAUUGUUACCCAAUGAAAUGGCAACGUUGUUAAUUAAAAGAUUUCAUGAAUAUGGCCCCUGUCAGUAGAUCAGCCAUGUAUUUAUUAGAAACAUCAUCACAAGCCAGGAUUCAUGUUUCAGUCGUAUUUAAGGAAUUUUCCUUUCGAUCAAUUGGAAUGCUACAAUAUUUGGUUUUUCAAACAAAAACAAAUUAAAACUUACAUUUUGUAUUGGAAUAAAAAUUCAGUCGAUUUUGAAAUAUUCAGGUAAUUUCUACAAAAUUUCCCACCAAAGAGUAAAGAAGAAUAAAUGAAAAGACUGACGGACAUUUUGAAUUGAAUGCCAAGUACUCGAUCCUGAUGUUGGCCUAGAAAAUUGUCGCAAGAUUUGCAGGAGUAGUAAAAAAAACUCUUAACAGUUGGAAUUCAAUUGCCAUCCGGGCCAAAUUUCACUCAUGGUGUAUACCCGUCUUCAUUAGCCCAGUUGGUGCAGAAUGGUAGGACUGAGGGUCUGAAAAGGAUAGCAAUCUAGUCAUUCAGAUGGGACAAAAAAACCAAGGUCCUGUGUAUACAUUGGCAUGCACGUAAAAGAUCCGUUUCAGUUGGAAUUCGAUAUAAGAGUAGGCCGAGUUGAAUCAGAAAGGUAUGACGUCAACAACAUUUGAUUUAUACUGAAACCAUGGCUUGUGAAGAUGGUCUAUUGAGUAGAGGAUAGCUGUGGUAUAAAUAUGUUGAUAUAUAUAUAAUUACUUAUAUCUAAUAUGUAAUACACGUCAAAUAUUAACAGAUA
Molecule: messenger RNA, 4870 nt
Organism: Patella vulgata (common limpet)
Lineage: Eukaryota; Metazoa; Mollusca; Gastropoda; Patellidae
Product: mitogen-activated protein kinase kinase kinase 9
Exons: 8
Coding region: 562-3468 (968 amino acids)
Biological process (GO): protein phosphorylation
Molecular function (GO): ATP binding; protein binding; JUN kinase kinase kinase activity
Source: RefSeq, a predicted model, not a curated record